Messenger RNA from Drosophila takahashii, 1080 nucleotides. It is a transcript of the gene CtsL3, whose product is annotated as Cathepsin L3. The record is from RefSeq and is a predicted model, not a curated record. Gene Ontology annotation, cellular component: lysosome. Lineage: Eukaryota; Metazoa; Arthropoda; Insecta; Diptera; Drosophilidae. Gene Ontology annotation, molecular function: cysteine-type endopeptidase activity.
UAAAUCGUUAUUGAACCUGGUCAGAUCGCCAUGAGCUCACAGCGCCUGUUUGUACUUGAAGUGAUUUUCCUUCUACUUUUCGUAGAAGGAUUGACAUCGGUGAGCGACUUAGAGUGGGACCAGUACAAGGAUCAGUACAAGAAGCAGUACAGGUCCACCGACAAUUACCACCGGGACCUGUACAACAAGAGAGUCCAGGUUGUGGCCGAUCACAAUAGGCUCUUUUCCGAGGGCAGCGUAGGAUUCAAGUUGGGAUUGAACGAGUUCUCCGACACAGAUCAGAGUGUCCUCUUCAAGUUUCGAACUUCGAUCCCAACUCCGCCGGAACCGAAUACUUCCGGCGUUACGAAAACGUUGGGCUACAAGAGCUACGAUCAAAUAACCGAGGGAAUAGACUGGCGCCAGAACGGCUAUAUAUCGGCAGUGGAAAAUCAGGGCACCCAGUGCCUGAGUUGCUGGGCCUUCUCCACCUCGGGAGUCCUUGAGGCGCAUCUGGCGAAGAAGACGCGCUCCCAGUUAGUGCCACUUUCGCCCAAACAUUUAGUGGACUGUGUUCCCUAUCCGAAUAAUGGCUGCUACGGGGGUUGGGUGAGUGUGGCCUUCAACUACACGAAAUAUUACGGCAUCGCCACCAAGGAAUCCUAUCCUUACGAGCCCAAGGGUGGGGAGUGCAGCUGGAACAGCUCAUACAGUGCGGGCACCUUGCUGGGCCACGUCACUCUGACCAAAUCCGAUGAAAAAGAACUGGCCGAGGUGGUCUACAACAUUGGACCCGUGGCCGUUUCCAUUGACCACCUUCACGAAGAAUUUGAACUGUACUCCGGUGGCAUCAUGAGGAUUCCGGAGUGCAGGUCAUCCAAGAAGGAUCUAACACAUUCCGUCCUUCUGGUGGGCUUUGGAACCGAUCCGAAGUGGGGCGACUACUGGCUAAUCAAGAACUCCUAUGGAACCGCCUGGGGCGAGGAUGGCUACUUUAAGUUGGCUCGAAACGCCAACAACAUGUGUGGAGUGGCAACCCUUCCCCAAUAUCCCAUUGUUUGAAUAGGCUUAAUUGGAAAUUAAUAAAUAUCUUUCAAUAUA